AUCCAAAAAAAGCCACAGAGAUUUUUAAAAAAAAAAUCUGAAAAGAAGAGGAGUAACCCCGUCCUCACACUCACUCUCUAAUCCUAUGUGGGUGGCUACGGUGCUUCCUAACCUAUGUGGGUGGCUACGGUACUUCCUAAACCGGUUCCUCCGGUUCUUUCCGUUCUCACUUCUUCAAGAAACCCUAAACAAAGUUCUUUUCAUUUCCGGUUCUCGUAUCGACCUUUAAACCUUAAAGUUUCAGCAACAAAGCAGCAGCAGCAGCUUCCCGAGCCGAAGGCUGAUAAAAAAAACCCAAGUAGUUCUGAUUUAGGAUGGCUCCCUGCUUUUCCUCACGUCUUGAUUGCCUCUAUGUCAAAUUUUCUAUUUGGUUAUCAUAUAGGGGUAAUGAAUGGUCCUAUUGUUUCUGUUGCAAAAGAGUUGGGUUUUGAAGGAAAUUCAACUCUUGAGGGUCUUGUGGUUAGCAUUUUUAUUGCUGGUGCAUUUCUUGGAAGCGUGGCAUCAGGUUCACUAGUUGAUAAACUUGGAUGUCGUCGCACGUUUCAGCUUGACACAAUACCAUUAAUUCUGGGUGCACUUAUAAGUGCGCAAGCGCACUCUUUGGAUGAAAUACUCUGGGGAAGAUUUCUUGUUGGGCUUGGGAUUGGUGUGAACACUGUUCUUGUUCCAAUCUAUAUUUCAGAGGUUGCACCAACAAAAUACAGAGGUUCAUUGGGAACCUUGUGUCAGAUUGGGACAUGUCUUGGAAUCAUUGCAUCAUUGUUCCUUGAUAUUCCUUCUGAAACUGAUCCACACUGGUGGAGGACAGUACUCUACAUUGCAAGUGCUCCUGGAUUUAUUCUUGCACUCGGUAUGCAGUUUGCUGUGGAAAGCCCCCGCUGGCUAUGUAAAGUAGGGAGGCUAGAUGAUGCUAAAACAGUUAUUCGUAAUAUUUGGGGAUCAUCUGAAGUUGAAACGGCAAUCCAAGAUUUCCAAUCAGUCAUCAAGAAUAAUGGCGUUAAUGUGGGUAGUGGAUGGUUGGAACUCCUGGAGGAACCACAUUCUAGAGUUGCAUUUAUCGGAGGUGCCCUUUUUGUACUGCAACAGUUUGCUGGGAUAAAUGGAGUCCUUUAUUUUUCAUCGUUGACUUUUAAAGAUGUCGGUAUAACAAGUAGCAGUUUAGCAAGCUUAUUUGUUGGACUUGCCAACUUUGCAGGUGCACUUUGUGCUGUAUACCUAAUGGAUAAGGAAGGGAGACAAAAGCUCCUGAUUGGCAGUUACUUGGGAAUGGCAGUUUCAAUGUUUCUUAUUGCUUGUGCUAUCGGUUUUCCAGUAGAUGAAGAACUCAGUCACAAUUUGUCAAUACUAGGAACUCUGAUGUACAUUUUCACAUUUGCCAUCGGAGCUGGCCCUGUAACUGGUCUCAUCAUACCAGAACUGAGCAGCGCCAAGAUGCGAGGGAAGAUUAUGGGGUUCAGUUUUUCUGUUCAUUGGGUUUGCAAUUUCCUGGUGGGUCUAUUAUUUCUCGACUUGGUGGAGAUUUUUGGAGUUGCUCCUGUUUAUACCGGCUUUGGCAGUGUGUCCUUGUUAGCAGCAAUAUAUGCCAAGUAUUUCUUAGUUGAAACUAAAGGACGCUCUCUUGAAGAGAUUGAAAUGUCUCUGAACCCCGAUUUCUCUGUCAGAGACAAGGGACCUUAAAUUGAUUUCAAAGCUAAGACAGACGGCAAAAGAUGGGAUUGUAAUGCUGGGACAAUUGCACAUAUGUUUCUUUGGAAGGUUGUGAUUGGUGAUCCUUGAUGCUAAUGUAGUGAAGUUGUGUUCGAGUAAACUCUUAUUUCUGUGUACGCAACAGUUUUACAUACCACAAGUGACCGGAAGAAAAAUCAUCUGGUUUUCUUCUCACAUUUUGCCAAUUUUGUGCAGGGAGCUCUUUCAUGUAACAUCAAUCAAAUUUCAUUUGGUGCCAA
Populus nigra (black poplar) is the source of this 1946-nucleotide messenger RNA. Its product is annotated as probable plastidic glucose transporter 1. Gene Ontology annotation, cellular component: membrane. Bases 115 to 1677 code for a protein of 520 amino acids. Lineage: Eukaryota; Viridiplantae; Streptophyta; Magnoliopsida; Malpighiales; Salicaceae. The transcript is spliced from 11 exons. Gene Ontology annotation, molecular function: hexose transmembrane transporter activity. The record is from RefSeq and is a predicted model, not a curated record. Gene Ontology annotation, biological process: monosaccharide transmembrane transport.